CAGGGGGAAUUUUUAAAAAUUCUAAAAAUUAAGAGGCUCUUUUGCAAUUUCUCCAGACUUUCAUUUAAAAUUCAGAGUGAAAAAAAUGGAAAAUGAAAAAUACGUCUCCUCGGCGAACUCUCUUGGUCGUAUUAGAAAAUUUCGAGAGCUAGGGUUUUGGUGUUGAUUUGGGGGUUUCAAUUCAAAGAUUUGAACUUUACACUGAAGAUCGAACUUGUACAAGUCCCCUCGAGUUAUCAGAUCAGUCUGACUUGGCCAUGUAUAGUGGAUCCAGUGAUGGCGAGAGCCAUGAGGCUGCCACUCAGAGGAGGAUCCCACCGGCUUCGUCAAUGCUUUGGGUCAGAAAUCUCCGGCGGUACAUUGGUUCCGGUGCUGGCCUUGGAUCGGAAGCCCUGAUGGAGCUUGAGACAAAGAGAAUUUUGCUUGAUAUUUUUAAAGAGAAGCAACAGAAAAGUGCUGAAGCUGGGACAAUACCAAGUUUCUACAAAAAGAAACCUGAAGAAGGAUCCAUCAGUCACAGGGUCCAGAGGCUGGCAAAAUAUCGAUUUCUUAAGAAGCAAUCUGAUCUUUUGCUAAAUGCUGACGAUCUGGAUGCAAUGUGGGUUUGUUUAAGAGAAAAUUGUGUGAUUGAUGAUGUCACUGGUGCGGAAAAGAUGAACUAUGAAGAUUUUUGCCAUAUUGCAUCUGUAUGUACAGAACAGAUUGGCCCUAAAUGUCGACGCUUCUUCAGCCCUUCGAACUUCAUGAAGUUUGAGAAGGAUGAGUCAGGAAGGAUUGCCAUUUUGCCCUUUUAUCUAUAUGUUAUGCGGACGGUUUCACUUACGCAGGCCAGAAUUGAUAUGAGUGAGCUUGAUGAGGAUUCAGAUGGUUUCCUCCAACCUCAUGAAAUGGAGGCCUACAUUCGAGGUCUUAUUCCUAAUCUGGCCCAACUACGGGACAUGCCGGCAGCCUUUGUUCAGAUGUACUGUCGCAUAGCUGCACACAAGUUCUUCUUCUUUUGUGAUCCUAAUAGGCGAGGAAAAGCAUGCAUAAAGCAGGUGCUUCUGAGCAACUGUCUCCAGGAGCUAAUGGAACUGCACCAGGAAAGUGAUGAAGAAGUGACUGAUACUGAACAAGCUGAAAAUUGGUUUUCUUUGACAUCUGCACAGCGUAUAUGUGAUAUGUUUCUUGCCCUUGAUAAAGAUGCAAGUGGAACAUUAAGCAAGCAGGAGCUUAAAGAAUAUGCAGACGGGACACUCACUGAAAUUUUCAUUGAAAGAGUAUUUGAUGAGCAUGUCCGGCGUGGCAAAAGUGGAGGACCAAAUGCUCGAGAGAUGGACUUUGAAAGUUUUCUAGACUUUGUUUUGGCCCUUGAAAACAAAGACACACCUGAAGGGUUAACAUAUUUAUUUCGUUGUCUUGAUCUUCACGGUCGGGGAUACCUCACUACUGCUGAUAUUCAUUCCCUUUUCAGAGACGUACACCAGAAAUGGAUUGAAGGUGGAAACUAUGAACUAUGUAUUGAAGAUGUGAGAGAUGAAAUCUGGGAUAUGGUCAAGCCAGCUGACCCACUAAGGAUUACAUUGGCUGAUCUGCUAGCCUGUAAACAAGGUGGGACGGUAGCCAGCAUGCUUAUAGAUGUCCGUGGAUUUUGGGCACACGACAAUAGGGAAAAUCUUCUCCAAGAAGAAGAACCUGAAGAGGAAUAGCAACCACGUCUGUUAUAUUGCCACCAUCUAUACUAACAGAGAACUAGUCUUCAAGCUCAGGUUGGAUUGUUAUGAGAUGUAUCAUGCUACAUUGCUGCUAAUUUUAAUAUAUGUUUUGUGUUUGAUUAAUUGUAUUCAAUGGUAGAAGAAACUGACAGAACUGUUUUGAAGAAAACACUUCUGUCAUUGAUUGGUAAAUUGCUCUGUAAUAAAAACAGAAUGAGUGCAUAUCAAGUUUAUUUCUUCUUUUUGGUCACCCACUUCAAGUUUAU
Molecule: messenger RNA, 1960 nt
Organism: Rubroshorea leprosula
Lineage: Eukaryota; Viridiplantae; Streptophyta; Magnoliopsida; Malvales; Dipterocarpaceae
Source: the annotation of a GenBank genome assembly